CCAAGGCUAAUAAAAGCACACACAUAGAAAGACUCAAGAGUAAGAAAAAAACAAACAAAAUGGAGAAGAUAGAGCACAAGAUGGUAGCUGUAAAUGGCCUAAAUAUGCAUAUAGCAGAAUUAGGCCAAGGCCCAACAAUCUUCUUCAUCCAUGGCUUCCCUGAGCUCUGGUACUCUUGGCGCCACCAAAUGGUCUACUUAGCUGAACGUGGGUACCGUGCUGUGGCGCCUGACUUAAGGGGUUAUGGAGAUACUACAGGUGCAUCCCUUAACGACCCUUCAAAGUUCAGUAUCCUUCACCUUGUGGGUGAUGUUGUAGCACUGCUUGAAGCCAUUGCUCCUAAUGAAGAAAAGGUGUUUGUCGUUGCGCAUGACUGGGGUGCCUUAAUUGCUUGGCAUUUAUGUCUCUUUAGGCCAGAUAAAGUUAAAGCCUUGGUGAAUUUGAGUGUCCAUUUUCUCCCAAGGAACCCAAAGAUGAAUACUGUUGAGGGGCUAAAGGCUGUAUAUGGGGAAGAUCAUUAUAUCUCGAGAUUUCAGGUACCGGGCGAAAUUGAAGCUGAAUUUGCUCCAAUUGGUGCUAAGUCUGUUCUUAAGAAAAUAUUGACAUACCGCGAUCCUGCACCAUUUUAUUUUCCUAAAGGCAAAGGUCUUGAAGCUUUUCCUGAUGCUCCGGUCGCCCUUUCAUCGUGGCUUUCUGAGGAAGAGUUGGAUUACUAUGCCAACAAGUUUGAGCAGACUGGUUUCACUGGUGGAGUUAACUAUUAUCGCGCUUUACCCAUAAACUGGGAACUCACAGCACCAUGGACAGGAGCUCAAGUUAAAGUUCCGACCAAGUUUAUCGUCGGGGAAUUCGACUUGGUUUAUCAUAUACCAGGUGCUAAAGAGUACAUACACAAUGGUGGAUUUAAGAAAGAUGUUCCAUUGUUGGAGGAAGUUGUGGCUUUGGAAGGUGCAGCUCACUUUGUCAACCAAGAAAGGCCACAUGAGAUUAGCAAACACAUCUAUGACUUCAUUCAAAAGUUCUAAACUUUCGAAAAUUAAUUAAUCGUAUGCAGUAUUUUGUUUUGUGUAAGCAGUGUUCGUUACUUGUCAUAAUAUGACUGAUAAAAUAAGUUCGAAUUUGGAACUUUGUGAUAGUAUUAUUUUUAUAAUAAUAGUUAAGUUAAUAUA
Molecule: messenger RNA, 1169 nt
Organism: Solanum stenotomum
Lineage: Eukaryota; Viridiplantae; Streptophyta; Magnoliopsida; Solanales; Solanaceae
Exons: 4
Coding region: 60-1025 (321 amino acids)
Molecular function (GO): hydrolase activity
Source: RefSeq, a predicted model, not a curated record